Molecule: messenger RNA, 2223 nt
Organism: Pyrenophora tritici-repentis Pt-1C-BFP
Lineage: Eukaryota; Fungi; Ascomycota; Dothideomycetes; Pleosporales; Pleosporaceae
Source: RefSeq, a predicted model, not a curated record
AUGUCCGAGGACCCACCCGAGGUCGUCAUGGAGGACGCCCCGCCCUCGGAUCGCGAUGAGACAUCAGAGGCAGAGGCAUCUCAUGAUGAGAGCGAUGAUGAAGCCCCCAUCGACCUCAUGGUCAAGACGAGGGAGCGGAGAGCCAAUGCCGGCAACCGCAUGGCCACGCUGCUCGCCAAAUCGGCCGAGGAAGAGGAGUGGGGGGAGGAAUGGGAGGAGGCGCCAAACGAGGAAGAGUUCCGAGGAGACGACGUGAAUGAGCAAGAGGACUACAACAUGGAUUCGUCAUCCUCGGAAGAGGACGACGAUGGCGCAGACGAGGAUGACGCGGGGGAGAAGGAGUUGCGCAAGGCAGAGCGCCACGAGCGCAACAAAAAGCGCAAAGCCGCAACCAACCCCUUCACCGCACGAGCUGCCGUCGCCGCACGCAAAAAGGUCAAACUCAACGUCCCCCGCACCCAAUCGCCCACGCAUGCCCCUCCACGACCAAAGAAGAAGUCGGAACGAGCAUCAUGGCUACCCACCGAAGAGGACGGCCCAGUGCGCAUGUCAAAACGGAAGCAGACGGUGGCAAACAAGGAUGCCACAUUGGCAAAGCUCAAGGAGAAGGAUCGGAGGCGUGAUGAUACUCUGGCCAUGAUGAAGGCUGCUGAGGCACGCAAGAUGAAGGCCAAGGAAAAGCCAUUGACCCAGGCCGAAAGACUUGCGGAAGCUGCUCGCAACGAGAGAAUCAACAAGAAAACCCUACACAGAUGGGAGGAGGCCGAAGAGGCGAGAGCGGCAGAAAGACAGGCCAAGAUUGAUGCGCUGAAGAACCGUCAAAUCGGUGGGCCCUUCUAUCGCUACUACAGUGGGCCGGGCAUCUGGGUUGACGACAAGCUCAAGUACACGGGCAAAGAUGCCCCAUCCUUGGAGCAUCUCGACGAAAAGCUCAACAAGGAGGUGGACAACCCUUCUACUCAGCUAGAGUCGACUACAGAACAACCCGACGUCUCCACAGCCCAGCCUGAACAACCGUCCGAACACCAUACAGACGACAGCCAACCUGCAUUUGCUUCUCUAGCACCCUUCCACCCCCCAAUGAGUUCAACACUAAUGCCUGCAAUACCGGCAACCCUACCACAGCAGGAGACCUCACAUAUCCCAUGGACCACGGCAGCAUCCCAGGGUGGUGAUGUGUUCAUGGGCUCUCACGGCAUGACACAAUCAAGUAAUGUCAUGUUUGCACCACCAAACCAAGACAGCUUCCUAUACGGCAUCGACCAGUACGCUCCCACGCCGGCCGAACUUCCUCCCAAUCCGUUCACACAGGCGUCGCCGUUCCAACAGCAAUACCCAACUUGCCACCCGCCCUUCUCUCCACAUCCACAACCAUAUCCUCCCCACACCGACCAACCAAUACCCCCAAACACCAGCAGCUCAGCAAUCGGCCCCCAGGACCUCCUCGCCCAGUUCCAAUUACCCGCCGUACCACCUCCCCCACCGCGCCGCAAAACAAUCCGCCGCGCCCUCCGCAACCUCCUCAUCCUCUCCAAUUUCCCAAACCUCGAGGCCCCACCCCCAACCUUGUCGCGCUCCCGCAUGUCAGCCUCAUUACUUAGAGACAAGGACAAAUCAGCUCUCGUCCAGCUCUACGUCGCCCUCUUCCAUUGGACGCCCGCAGAAGCCACAUCACACAUCCACCAAACAAUCAUUGCGCCUCCGAAACCGCCUCGCAAGAACGCGGCACACAAACCAGACGCGGAAAUCGGGCUCAAACCAGGGCAGAAACUGUGUCCGAUUACAAACUCUAUCGCACGGUACCGCGAUCCUGAAACGGGCAUCGCGUACCGUGAUGCACGCGCGUUUGGCGUCCUGAGGGGCGUCGUCGGCGGCGGCUUUGUCUGGAGUGGUGACUUGGGCUGCUAUGUUGGAGGGCGGGCGAAGCCGCUCGAGAGCAUGGGCGGCAAGGGGUUUCUGGGUAUGCCGCCGGCCAAGAAUGUGCCGCGGAGGUUUUGGGAGAUGUCGACUUCGCAGGCCCAGGCGCCGAAGAGGGUCGUGCCGCCGUCUACUCCCACUACACCCGCUACCACUGUAGCUCAGACUGGUGCUGGUGGUGAGGCGCAGACGCAGGGGCAUGGUCAGUCUCAGACUGCGGGGAGAGAUCACAGUCUUGUUGUCACUACGACUACAGCUCCAACUACUACUGUGCCGGUGAAGACGGACACUAGUGCUCCUAGCUGA